GCCGAGGCUGGCGCGACACCGCGGCGGGAGCAUGGAGGAGCUGCUGCGGCGGGAGCUGGGCUGCGGCUCCGUCAGGCCCACUGGCCACUCGGGAGGCGGGUGCAUUAACCAGGGCCAUAGUUACGACACCGACCGAGGACGAGUGUUUGUGAAGAUGAACUCCAAGGCGGAGGCCAGAAGAAUGUUUGAAGGUGAGAUGGCAAGUCUGACUGCCAUUCUGAAAACGGACACAGUGAAAGUGCCCAAGCCCAUCAAGGUUCUCGAUGCCCCAGGAGGCGGGAGUAUGCUAGUGAUGGAGCAUUUAGACAUGCGCUCUCUAAGCAGUCAUGCUGCUAAACUUGGAGCCCAACUUGCAGAUCUACACCUUGAGAACAAGAAGCUUGGAGAGAGCCUCCUGAAAGAGGCUGGCACUGUGGGGAAAGGAAGAGGGCAGGUGGAACGGCUCUUUGUGGACCAGUUUGGGUUUGAUGUGGUGACAUGUUGUGGCUAUCUUCCCCAGGUGAAUGACUGGCAGAAGGACUGGGUUAUGUUCUACACUCAGCAGCGCAUUCAGCCCCAGCUGGAUAUGGUGGAGAAGGAGUCUGGGGACCGGGAGGCCCUGGAGCUCUGGUCUGCUCUGCAGCUGAGGAUCCCCGACCUGUUCCGUGAUCUGGAGAUUGUGCCGGCCUUACUCCAUGGAGACCUCUGGGGAGGGAAUGUAGCAGAAGACUCUUCUGGACCCAUCAUUUUUGAUCCAGCUUCUUUCUAUGGCCACUCAGAAUAUGAGCUGGCAAUAGCUGGCAUGUUUGGUGGCUUCAGUAGCUCCUUUUAUUCUGCCUAUCACAGCAAAAUUCCCAAGACCCCUGGAUUUGAGAAACGCCUAAAGUUGUAUCAGCUCUUUCACUACCUGAAUCAUUGGAACCAUUUUGGAUCAGGGUAUAGAGGGUCCUCCCUAAACAUCAUGAGGAAUCUCAUCAAAUGAGUUGUCUUUCCUCUAGACGGAGGUAUCUUGAGGAGUAUACCAAGGCCUCAAAGUCAGGGGCACCACACUGUAAGCAGUGUGGCCAGAACCUCUUGUUUCUACACAGUCUCUUUCCUGUUUUCCACGUGGCUGGAUUUGUGGAAGAUCAAGCAGUGGCUUUGCUUUGAACCUUAUAAAGUAUGUAAAUCUCAGGAAAGGCCAUGAGGUCCUGACCUUGAUCACCUUGUUAGGUGCUUGGCUGCUUAAGGCCACACUGUCCAUGUAAACAGAAGACUGUGUAGCCAUACUCGGCUUCAAAGGUAGAGAACUGAGUGAAGUGUGGGCAUUGUGGAGGGUGUCCAGCGUGCAGGAAAGUAGCCAGGGUACCCAUGUACCUCUUCCUGCCCCUAUAUCCAGCAUCAUUUGAGUUGCCAUGAUGCUUCAUGAUGCUGUAGAGUUGAGUCCAUAUGGAGCUGUCUUACUAGAAGUUUUAAUAAUGGUCAGUUCCAGAAUCAAGCACAUUCCUUUUCUUUGCGCGUCCUUCACAAGGCUUCUGCAGGCUGAGCAGCUGAGUAGAUCUGGAGACUUGAGUUGGGGACUGACCCUGCUGCCAGCCUUUGGGAAAAUUGGAUUAAUUUAAGAGCCUUCAAUAGUUUCUGUAUUGCCCCCAACUUGUUUGUUUAUUGAAGCUUAAUGAAUUGUCAUUCCUUUAAAACAUACAAAAUGAACAUUGAAAUAAUUUUAUUUUCUAUCUUUUAGCAUUAUAAGAAUAAGAAGUUUGAAUGGCAUUGAUGCUACUAAAUCACUUUGUCCAAAAAUUUUAAUAAACUCAGUGAUUUCAUUGAUGCA
This is a messenger RNA of Perognathus longimembris pacificus (Pacific pocket mouse), 1789 nucleotides long. RefSeq names its product fructosamine 3 kinase related protein (gene Fn3krp). The record is from RefSeq and is a predicted model, not a curated record. The transcript is spliced from 6 exons. NCBI's taxonomy places the organism in Eukaryota, Metazoa, Chordata, Mammalia, Rodentia, Heteromyidae. The coding region runs from base 32 to 961 and encodes 309 amino acids.